ACCAGUUCACACCGAGACGCCGCGCAUUUGAGACGCUUUUCCAGGGAGCAGAAACGAAAAUCACGGGCGCGGGCGUUUACCUGCCCUUUCCUCAUUCUUGGCUGGGUGGAUUUGUUGCUGCUUCUGGUCCAGCCAAGCAACCACCCACCAACCUGCUAGUCCUUUCAUCUUGUUUUUGGUUGGGUUGGUUGGUUGAAGUCGCUGCUACCUGGCCCUUUGGUCUGGCCCACCGUCAGUGUCAGUGACACAGCAAAAAUAAAAAUAAAAUAAAUCGCCUCGAUUAACAGCACACCGCCAAUAUUCAGAGAGGUAUAAAUAAGCAAUGUAAACACGGUUGGAAGCUCAUAAAUUGAACUGCGCCAGUGCCAGAUCGUGCCGAGAGAGCAAAAAAAAAGAGGCGAAAAUGCAUUCGGCGUCGAUAUUGAUGUUGCCCGUGCCAGAUGCUGCCGUUGAUGCUGGUCCAGGUCGGUUCGUGCCACGGGAAAAGUGAUGCCAAACGAAACCACGGGUGGAAGAUUCUAGUCGAAGGUGCUAGCCGUAAUAGUGGGUAGUGUGUGAAGAGAAGAACGACCCUGAACCAAUUUGGGGACGGGGAAGGAAAAAAACCGGAAGUUGGCCGAAAUUGGCAUCGGACCAAGUGUGCGUGGGCGGGACGGACCGACGAAUUGGGCAAGUGCAUUUAGUGAAAUUUUGCUGCCGAAUUGCACACCGUUGAAUGCCAGAAUUAGCGAUGGCCGUGCACAUUCUGGACGUGGAUCACUUUGCGAUCAGUGCGAUCGUGACGGUUUCGAUGCAAAUCAUAUUCUUCCUGAUCGCGGCGAUCUUUCAGCUGGACAAACUGACGGAUUUCGCCGGUGGAGUAAACUUUAUUAUCAUUGCCUUGCUGACCUUCUUCCUGGGUCAGAUUGAUAGAACACUAAAGCCUUACGAUAGUCGACAGCUCAUGGUGACGGUGUUUGUGUGCUUAUGGGGUGCGAGGCUGUCGGGAUAUCUGUUCUAUCGGAUUGUGAAAAUCGGACGCGACAAACAGUUUGAGGACAACCGCCGGAACGUCAUCCGGUUUGCCGUGUUCUGGACCUUCCAGGCCGUCUGGGUGUUUGUCGUAUCGCUGCCAGUUAUUAUCAUCAAUUCCCCGCGGCACUCGAUACCGCACGCGCCCCGCACGAUGACCACGCUGGACUCGGCCGGGACCGGCAUGUUCAUCACGGGGCUGCUGGCCGAAACGUACGCCGACCUGCAAAAGUUUUCGUUCCGCCAGGACCCGGUUAAUCAGGGCAAAUUCUGCAACGAUGGACUCUGGCGGAUGUCGAGGCAUCCCAACUAUUUCGGCGAGAUCGUUAUUUGGUGGGGAAUCUUCGUCAUCUCGCUGAACGUCAUCGACGGCAUCGAGUGGGUGGCAAUUAUGUCGCCAAUUUUCACCACCCUCAUCAUCCUGUUCCUGUCCGGCAUCCCCGUGCGGGAACGGUCCGCGGACGAAAAGUACCGAGAUGACCUGGAAUAUCGAAAGUAUAAAGCGUGCACGUCGCCGCUGAUUCCGAUCCCACCGGCCAUCUACUCCGAGGUUCCCCGGGCGCUCAAGUUCAUCCUGUGCUGCGAGUUUCCGCUGUACGACUCGCUGGACAAGCGACGCAAGGAGGACGGCCCAUUUGCCAUGACUACCUCUAUAUCAGUGGCCCAUUCGCAUUCGACCCACACCUAGCAAUCGGGAGGCGGACAUUACCACAAUUAUCCCGUGUCGUCCUCGUCGUCAUCGUACCACCACCAUAACCAACAGAACUCCCACCACGUCCAAGGACAACAGCAGCAGCAGGUUAGUGGUGGUUCAACCUCCAAAGAUAGAAACAACUCCGUUGGACGAGCUGCCAGCUAUUCGUCCAGCCACCGGAGUGGCUGUGAUCGGCGAGGUGGUGGGGAGAAAUCCUACUACGGGAGCCACGACUUUGAGGAGGACAUUGUCCCGGAACGAAUUACCUGCAUUGCCAACGGGGACGGUAACUACAUCACCGGGUCGGCACAGAUUACUACCAUUUUGUGAUCUCGUUCACAGAUGUUCAAUGUUAACUACGGCUAUACUCAUCACGGUAUACAUAGGAGAAAAAGCAAAUGUAAAAUGUUAUCAAACGCUGUGUUUAGAUUUUUUAUAGUUUAAUGGUUGCUAAAAGGCGCGUUGAACUCGAUUUAAGACAAAGUUUAAGAAAACAAAUGCCAAUUUUGAAUUGCCAACGCUUGAUUCGGUACAAUAUUGCCACAAACACGCUAGAAUCACGGGAAAAAGUUAACAUCUUAAGGAGAUUCAAACACUCGGACAAACAAAUUAAAUGCACCUCUCGCGCUACAAAACGUUGCUAUCACCUUUCCAAAAAACAACAACAAAAUAAAAAAAAACAGAAUAUUGGCUUUGGUCCUGCAAUGGCCCCCAAAAACGUAUAAUCAGAAAGAAGUAAAUUCAACACCUUUCGCUAACAAGAAAUAAUUGGCAGUCGACCGCAGGUUUUGCCCGUUUUAUGUGCACGAUUGCACUUGGCUCUCUCACUCUCUUGUUAUUCCGUAGCCUUUCAGGAAGAUUAGAUUUCAAAGGGAGUAAACCUCACACUUUUGCUCCGAUUUGGUUUAGACUAGUUGGUUUGGGGCUGCAAAAAAUGGCAUCGCAGUAGCGAUUUAUUGAAGUCAUCGACCACUAUUGCACUGGUUACCAGUGGUCCCAGCAUUUAUUUCAGCCAACUUUACCAUUCUUGGUCAUUUGAUGCCUCCACCAUGAUGGAGUUUCAUCCAAGUAGUCAAGUUGGUCGUUUUUCAGAUAGAGACAUGGCAG
Molecule: messenger RNA, 2812 nt
Organism: Culex pipiens pallens (northern house mosquito)
Lineage: Eukaryota; Metazoa; Arthropoda; Insecta; Diptera; Culicidae
Exons: 6
Coding region: 716-1699 (327 amino acids)
Biological process (GO): lipid metabolic process
Cellular component (GO): membrane
Molecular function (GO): oxidoreductase activity, acting on the CH-CH group of donors
Source: RefSeq, a predicted model, not a curated record